Molecule: messenger RNA, 3303 nt
Organism: Athalia rosae (coleseed sawfly)
Lineage: Eukaryota; Metazoa; Arthropoda; Insecta; Hymenoptera; Athaliidae
Gene: ClpX
Product: ATP-dependent Clp protease ATP-binding subunit clpX-like, mitochondrial
Exons: 7
Coding region: 205-1989 (594 amino acids)
Biological process (GO): protein catabolic process; proteolysis
Cellular component (GO): mitochondrial matrix
Molecular function (GO): ATP binding; protein dimerization activity; ATP hydrolysis activity
Source: RefSeq, a predicted model, not a curated record
UGCAGACGCCGUUCUACCGUGAGUUUUUGUUUAUUUGUCAACAUGUUCUAAAGAUGUCGCUUUAGUUUCUCAUGUCACGUAGUCGGAGGCUGUUGGAGAUUUCCACAUCUUGCAUUGUAUCUCACCCAUCCAUCAGCAGCUUAGAUCUUAGCAGACGAAACCUCACAAUUACACAUCUAUCUGUAAGAAGAGGUUAUUGCUAGGAUGAGCUGCGUCCGAUGUUGUCUGGUUAGUGCUGGUCGCUUAGCCUCCUCCAACCAUGUUACCAAUCAUGUACACAAAAUUGUAAGAGUGGUUGCCUCGCGGCCACUAGUCACUUCUUCUGGUACUCUUGGGAAAUCAACGAGUGAUAAUCCUCCUCCAAACAAGGAUGUCGGGGCUAGCCCGCCACCGACUGGAACAACAGGUGGUACUGGCGGAGGGAACAAAAAUACCCUUACUUGUCCAAAGUGCGGAGAUCCAUGCACGCACGUCGAAACGUUCGUCUCAUCGACAAGGUUCGUAAAGUGUGAAAAGUGUCAUCAUUUCUUUGUGGUGUUAUCUGAAAUUGACUCCAAGAGAAGUUUGAAAGAAGCGCUGAGGCCUGAAGAACCGAAACAAGGGUUUUACAGAAAACCGCCUCCGCCACCAAAAAAAAUUUUCGAGUACUUGAACAAGCAUGUAGUUGGCCAGGAGUACGCCAAGAAAGUUUUGAGCGUAGCUGUGUACAACCACUAUAAACGAAUACACAACAAUUUGCCCAUGCAAACGGCUACGCAGGUCAGCACAAACCCGGCAACAACGCAGGAAUCCAAUCAUCCCUUCACACAUAGAGGUCUCAAACCACACCUUCUUCACAUAUCGAGUAUUGGAAAUUCACUCGGGGUUGGAUUUCAGCACGUUCCUCCUGGUGCUGAACAGCAGCAAAAGUCAUCUGGCAACCAGUCAACUAUUGGGUCGGAUAUUUUAGACAGCAACCAACAUCAAUUAAAAUUGGAAAAAAGUAAUAUACUCCUGCUAGGGCCAACUGGUUCGGGGAAGACUUUGUUAGCGCAAACGAUUGCUCAGUGUCUUGACGUUCCAUUCGCUAUCUGCGACUGCACCACUUUAACACAAGCUGGUUAUGUCGGCGAAGACAUCGAGAGCGUAAUAGCGAAGCUCCUUCAAGACGCAAACUAUGUUGUCGAUAGAGCACAGAUGGGAAUCGUAUUCCUAGACGAAGUGGAUAAGAUCGGAGCCGUACCAGGUAUUCACCAGCUCAGAGAUGUCGGUGGAGAAGGAGUACAGCAGGGAAUGCUCAAGAUGCUCGAAGGCACUAUCGUGAAUGUUCCUGAAAAAAACAGCUCUCGAAAGUUGAGAGGUGACACUCUCCAAGUUGACACCACGAAUAUCUUAUUCGUCGCAUCGGGUGCGUACAAUGGAUUAGACAGGCUCAUAUCACGCCGUAAAAAUGAAAAAUAUCUUGGCUUUGGUGCCACUCCAUCGUCCGAAAGCCCAGGACGCAGAGCCGCCAGUCUGGCCGAUGUUGCAAAUAUGUCUCCCUCGGCUGACGACGACAAUAAAGAAAAGGAUUGGCUCCUUAGACAAGUCGAGGCCAGGGACCUCAUAGAUUUCGGUAUGAUACCUGAAUUCGUUGGGAGAUUUCCCGUUCUUGUACCUUUCCAUACCCUCAACAGAGAAAUGCUUGUUCGAAUCCUCACCGAACCUAAAAACGCCAUGGUUCCACAGUACCGUAUGCUCUUCUCCAUGGAUAAGGUUGAACUAACCUUUGCACCAGAUGCAUUGGCAGCCAUCGCAGCCCUUGCAAUGGAAAGGAAAACGGGAGCGAGAGGCCUGAGGGCAAUCAUGGAAUCGUUGUUACUCGAACCGAUGUUCGAGGUGCCAGGCAGCGAUAUAAUGUCUGUACACGUUACAGAGGCUUGUGUUCGUGGUGAUGAGAAGCCGCAGUAUAUACGUCGUGCAGAAACAAAUGAAGAUGAACUGCCGCAGGCGCAACACGUGCAGAAUUAACGAAACAGUAAUUUAUUGUUUUUUAUCGUCAAAGUUAUCCAAAUUGAGAUCGCGGCUCUACUCGGCGGCCCGAAAUAAAAAAGUAAAAUAUUCCUGUCUAUCAAAAAAGUAAAACAAUCUUCAUCUGGUAAGACGUAUCUGGAUACCGUCUUCACGACAAAUUCAAGUCUUGGGUGAGUAAACUAUGCAAGAAUGCUUAGAUCUUUAUACCUACUUUUAAUAAAUCGCUGUUCUUGUCAAACUUGAUUUUUUGUUUUUAAUAUGAUUUUGACUCUUGACCAUUGAUAAGGAAAGCAAUCUAGUAUCGGUACAAAUCUUCCCCGCUGUCGUGGAGGCAAAAAAUGCCGAAUUGCGAUCUCUGCGCGAAUUUAUUGUUCUAUCACAAAAUUAAAUGUUCAGAUCAUAGAUCAAAUCGCAGCCCGACAGGAGCAAAAUCCUGCCUCUAGCUGCACGAUGAAAGUAACAUAAUGAAUGAAUCAAUACUUCAAUUCUAGAGAUCUUGUAUCAUAUGUGUUGAGUAAUUGAUAUUCUUUGGAAUAUAUUUCUAGAGUCUUAAAACAGAGUACAUUUAAUUAAAGUUAAGAUAGAAAGGAUUUUGUCUGGACAGUAAUGUUGAGUAUGUGCGUUUGGUAUUGAUGUUCUUUUUAGGCCACAUAUGGUCGAAAGGAAGUAAAUUAUUUUUAUUCGACAAUAGAUCCGAUAAAGAUUCCUUGUAAUAUAUUGUACAUAGUGAUAGCUUAUUGUUAGUUGAACAAAAGGAGUAGUAAAUGGACGCGUACUAACGUGGAUGGCAUCGAAACGUAACUAUUGAAAUUUGCUCCAAUGGGUCAAACGACGUUCUCUUGAUAAAUAGUUCUGACCACGCGUAUGUGAAUACGUGUGAUUAAAUUUUCUUAGCACACACCGUUGAGAGGUGGUAGCUAUAACGCGUAACCCUUCGUGAGAGCCAUAAGUUCCUGAGAAUGCAAACCUCCGAUAACUGCCAUCAAACCAUUUUAUUGUUCAUGAUAUAAACAAAAAAAAGUACAGACGUAAUUUUCAUGUAUACUUCGUAGCUGAGACGUAGGUGCUACAAUUCUUAUCUUUCAUCAGUUUAUCAAUAAACUAUAUUAAAUAUUCCCUCGUAAAUGACUCAUGUGUUGAAGGAUAGAAAAAAAAUUACGCGAAAUAUUAUAUCGAAGUAAUUCUCCCAAUUUAUCAUGGCCAGGACCCUAUGGCGCUCAGAAUAAUAUAUAUUGAAUUGAUCGCUGAAUAUAUUAUAGCUAAUUUACAUUGUACAAGGGUAUAUUUAUAAUAAAUGAACAACUUAAAUAA